UGUUCAGUGAUUGGUUUGAAUCUUUACAGACUCUAAACCAAUGGGCGACUGGAACUCUCUUUUAAAGAGAGUAUGAGCAGACACACUACCAUAACAUUAUUGCUUCAGACAGUAAUAACAGAUUUGAAAAUGAGCGGCAGAGGCAAAACCGGCGGUAAAGCCCGAGCAAAGGCCAAGACUCGCUCCUCCAGGGCGGGACUGCAGUUCCCCGUCGGCCGUGUCCACAGGCUCCUCCGCAAGGGAAACUACGGCGAGCGCGUCGGUGCCGGAGCUCCUGUUUAUCUGGCGGCGGUACUCGAGUACCUCACCGCUGAGAUCCUGGAGCUGGCCGGAAACGCCGCUCGGGACAACAAGAAGACCCGCAUCAUCCCCCGUCACCUGCAGCUGGCGGUGCGUAAUGACGAGGAGCUCAACAAACUUUUGGGCGGAGUGACCAUCGCUCAGGGUGGCGUGCUGCCCAACAUCCAGGCCGUGCUGUUGCCCAAGAAGACCGAGAAACCCGCCAAAUCGAAGUAAACGGAUCAUAGAGUCUAUUACUGAAACAAAGGCUCUUUUAAGAGCCACUUAUUUUAUCUGUUAACGAGCGCUUUUCUCUGUUAAUAUUUAUAAACACCAUAAACAAUUUUGGUCAAGGAGGAAAAUAACCCACCUACACAACAGUGUCUUAUCUCCACCAUAAACGUUACAGUUGACGUUAUGUACAUGUUAUAAGAACAUACUCACCUAAUGUAUGUUUACCACCCAAUUCAUUUAUUCUGAUAUUAAAAUAUAGUUUCCAUGCUUUGACUAUAUUGAAUAUUUUAAUAAAUGAUCAUCUAAUUUAAAGGGUAAUAUACAUAUCGGCUUCAGGGAAAAAGGAUUUGAUCAAUGUGCCUUCUUCUAGAUAUUUUUGGCAGUUGGCACAUGUAUUACUGCCACCAACUGGUAUGGAGUGUAUAACUGAAUGCCUUUUAGGCAACUUGGAUCAUUUCCCUCCCUUUUCCCUCAUAUUUUUUACAGUAUAUCAUGACGUGUUCUAUUGUCACUUGUUGUUCGCAGUAUUCACAUCUGCCAGUGUUUAUGUUUACCUAUUUUAAAUAAAGUACUGUUUAAUCCUG
Messenger RNA from Pimephales promelas (fathead minnow), 1097 nucleotides. RefSeq names its product histone H2A-like. NCBI's taxonomy places the organism in Eukaryota, Metazoa, Chordata, Actinopteri, Cypriniformes, Leuciscidae. Gene Ontology annotation, molecular function: DNA binding; protein heterodimerization activity; structural constituent of chromatin. Gene Ontology annotation, cellular component: nucleosome. The record is from RefSeq and is a predicted model, not a curated record.